This is a messenger RNA of Closterium sp. Naga37s-1, 663 nucleotides long. The record is from the annotation of a GenBank genome assembly. NCBI's taxonomy places the organism in Eukaryota, Viridiplantae, Streptophyta, Zygnematophyceae, Desmidiales, Closteriaceae.
AUGGGUGAUGAGAGUAGGGAGACGGGUGAUGAGAGAAGGGAGAAGGGAGAGGAGAGUAGGGAGAAGGGUGAUGAGAGUAGGGAGAAGGGUGAUGAGAGUAGGGAGAAGGGUGAUGAGAGUAGGGAGAAGGGUGAUGAGAGUAGGGAGAAGGGUGAUGAGAGCAGGGAGAAGGGUGAUGAGAGUAGGGAGAAGGGUGAUAAGAGUAGGGAGAAGGGUGAUGAGAGUAGGGAGGAGAAGGGUGAUGAGAGAAGGGAGAAGGGAGAUGAGAGUAGGGAGAAGGGUGAUGAGAGUAGGGAGAAGGGUGAUGAGAGUAGGGAGAAGGGUGAUGAGAGUAGGGAGAAGGGUGAUGAGAGAAGGGAGAAAGGAGAUGAGAGUAGGGAGAAGGGUGAUGAGAGUAGGGAGAAGGGUGAUGAGAGUAGGGAGAAGGGUGAUGAGAGUAGGGAGAAGGGUGAUGAGAGUAGGGAGAAGGGUGAUGAGAGUAGGGAGAAGGGAGAUGAGAGUUGGGAGAAGGGUGAUGAGAGUAGGGAGAAGGGUGAUGAGAGUAGAGAGAAGGGUGAUGAGAGUAGGGAGAAGGGUGAUGAGAGUAGGCAGAAGGGUGAUGAGAGUAGGGAGAAGGGUGAUGAGAGUAGGGAGAAGGGAGAUGAGCCUGCCGAUAAAUGCUAA